AUGACGGGAAAGAAAAGUUUGAGAGUUCAUAGUGAGAAGUUGGCAAUUGGGUUGGCAGUGGUCUGUGGUGAGCUGGAGAAGGGGAAUGAGGCAAUUCGAAUUUUCAAGUACUUGAGACUAGCUGAAAAAGUCAUGUCGGAAAAGGAAGCAAACCCAACGUUUAGCAAGUCGACUGGCCUGCCUCGGAAGCGUUUCUACCGAGCAAGAGCACACAGCAACCCUCUGAGUGACUCCCACUUUCCAGUACCUAUCUCCCCAGGUCAAGUGGAUUAUUCUCUUCAUUACCCGCAACACUUCCCCUCAUCUGAUCAAGUGGAUAGCGGUAAAAAGAUCCAGUUUGCAGAUAUUGGUUGUGGUUUUGGGGGACUGCUGAUAAGUCUUUCAACCCUUUUCCCCGAGACGCUGAUGAUUGGAAUGGAGCUUAGAGAUAAGGUGACAGAGUAUGUCAAGGAAAGGAUCUUGGCUUUAAGGGUGACAAAUCCUGGCCAAUACCAAAAUAUCUCAGUGGUUCGGACUAAUUCCAUGAAAUACAUUCCAAAUUACUUUGAGAAAGGACAGCUUUCGAAGAUGUUUUUCUUGUUCCCAGAUCCUCACUUCAAAGAGAAAAACCAUCGCCGUAGGGUGAUCAGUCCAUUCCUACUGGAUGAGUAUGCUUAUGUUCUAGAAGUUGGUGGGAUUAUAUACACAAUUACAGAUGUUGAAGAACUUGGCGACUGGAUGAAGGCUUGCUUGGAGAAUCAUCCUAUGUUUGAAGCUCUCACAGAUGAAGAGCUCAAAGCCGAUCCAGUUACGAAGCUAUUGAGUUCUGCAACCGAGGAAGGACAGAAGGUUGACAGAAAUGGGGGACAGACUUUCCGAGCGGUUUACAGACGCAUUGCACCAGCCCUAUGA
Prunus armeniaca (apricot) is the source of this 891-nucleotide messenger RNA. The record is from the annotation of a GenBank genome assembly. Lineage: Eukaryota; Viridiplantae; Streptophyta; Magnoliopsida; Rosales; Rosaceae.